GACAAAAAUUAAGAAAAUACAAUCCUUUCCUUUUACUCAUAUAUAUACCCUGUAUAUAUAUGGUCCUUGGUUCAAAAAUACUGAGCGGUUUAGUCGCGACCGUGCUAAGAUUUCUCACCGGCCGACGCAUCCAUCGCCCCCGUCUCCCCGGUCCCCGCGCCGCCGUCCAGCUCGACCUCUCGCCACCGCGGAAGCGACGGUGGGCCUCCAGACCCAGCCGCGGCGCUCGCUCGCUCGCCGGCGUCUACGCCUGGCCGGGACAUCGAGGGCCGGUGUUGUCGCCGCUGAUGGGAGCUCCUGCUUCCGGUCUUCCCCGUGAUCUCCGAUGACCAUGCCGGCCGCCCUGCCCUAGCUCGUAUUAAUUGGAGCAGAUAAGUGGCAGCAUGGCCAUGGGCGCCGGGAGCAAGCAGCCAAGACCAUUAGCCAUCCGCUGGUACACGGCGAACCGCCGUUCCUUCACUCUGGUAGCGUGGUGCCUGGCGGCAUUGGUCGUGCUUAUUAUCUUCCACCUCAUGAUCACCCAUAAGGAGGAGCAGACUGUGAGAGGGCUGGAGGAGGUGGAGGAGGAAGCUUUCCCGGUGAAGCUGGCCCGGAGCUGGAGGAAUCCACCGGCUGCGCGGCGCAAGUGGGAGCACAGGACGCUGCCCGUGGUCGACGAGUUCUUGGUAGAGUCUUCUGCGGUGCAUCGUACCUUCUUCCCGGAAGGGAAGGUGGCCGUGGAUCCGGUCAAUGGUGGGAGUGACCGCAGGCACUUCUACUACCCGGGGAGGGUUUGGCUCGACACUGAUGGGAAGCCGAUCCAAGCUCAUGGCGGCGGUGUGAUGUACGAUGAGAAAACCGAGACUUAUUUCUGGUAUGGAGAGAAUAAGGAUGGCAAAACCUACAAAGUUUACACCAAGGGACCUGAUCGGAUUGACAUUAUUGGAGUAAGUUGCUAUUCUUCGAAGGACCUCUGGUCUUGGACAAAUGAGGGGGUUGUCCUCCAUGGUGAGGAAAAUAAUGUGUUGCAUGACCUCCACAAAUCCAAUGUCCUCGAGAGGCCCAAGGUGAUCUACAACGACAGGACCGGCAAAUACGUGAUGUGGAUGCACAUAGACGAUUCGAACUACACCAAAUCGUCGAUCGGCGUGGCGACGAGUGCUUCUCCCACAGGACCAUUCACUUACCUCUACAGCAAGCGCCCACACAACUGCGAAAGCAGAGACAUGACCAUAUUCAAGGAUGAUGACGGGAAGGCCUACCUGAUCUACUCAUCCAAGGGCAACAGCGAGCUCCACAUUGCCCGGUUAACCGACGACUACCUCGACGUGACCGACAACAUGCAAAGGAUCCUCGUCGCGAAGUAUCGAGAAGCCCCCGCGCUCUUCAAGUUCGGCCGCACUUACUACAUGAUAACCUCGGGUUGCACCGGCUGGGCACCGAACACUGCAAAGGCUCAUGCCGCGACAUCGAUCAUGGGGCCUUGGGAGACGCUCGGCAAUCCUUUCGUGGGAGGCAACGAGAUAUACAGAUCGACAACGUUCUUCUCCCAGGGUACAUUCGUGUUGCCGGUUGCGGGGUUGCCGGGUCUGUUCAUCUUCAUGGCUGACCGGUGGAAGCCGUCCGAUCUGAGGGAUUCGAGGUACGUGUGGCUGCCUUUGACGGUAGGCGGACGGCCUGAUGAGGCUGCGGAUUACAGCUACAUGUUCCCGCGCUGGUCCAAGGUGUCGAUUUACUGGCACAAAAUGUGGCGCCUUCCUGAGCUAAGUUACCGAGCGACUUAGCCGUGCAUGCAUGCAUAUCUGCUCUCCAUUGCAGAUCAACUGUAUGAGAUGAAAUAAAGGCAAAGAAACAAGAUUGCAUGUUUUUGGAAA
Molecule: messenger RNA, 1853 nt
Organism: Hordeum vulgare subsp. vulgare (domesticated barley)
Lineage: Eukaryota; Viridiplantae; Streptophyta; Magnoliopsida; Poales; Poaceae
Exons: 3
Coding region: 384-1763 (459 amino acids)
Biological process (GO): carbohydrate metabolic process
Molecular function (GO): hydrolase activity, hydrolyzing O-glycosyl compounds
Source: RefSeq, a predicted model, not a curated record